AUCGACCAGAUCUGCCAAUUGACGACCGCAGCGGCCAGGGUUUCUGAGCUUUUACCUUCCCUUCCUAUCGUUCAAUUCCUUUGUCGACAUCAUGGGUGGCCAUCUCGACCCAAAGCAUGGAGUGUUCCUCGGUGGAUGGGGUAACUUCGGUAUGUUCUGCUUCCCUCCACGUUCCGUACAUCAGCCGUAUCCCGCUUUCACAAGCCCCGGGACGGCGCCAUGCGAUUUCACACGAUACCGGCCUAUUGCGCUAUCCGAUACCCAGGCAACUAACUAGUUUGUCGAACAUCAGGUGUUCCUACCCCAAUGAAGGGCAUCACUACCUACUCUCUUUCUCAGAACCGUCAGCGGCCCGCCGCUGGUAUGCUCUACAAUGCCUUCUUCAACACCUACAGACGAGCCAAGGCACAGGUCCUCUACGUUCUGCCCCCAUUCAUUGCUGCCUACGCUCUCAUGGACUGGGCCACCAAGAAGAACGAGUAUCUCAUGUCCAAGCCUGGUCGUCUUGCCCACGGUGGUGAUGAUGAGUAAAUUUACGAAGAGUACCAAUUAGAGGAAGACUCAAAAUUACGGAUUGGUGAUUGCGCUGUAUAGUACUUAGAAAGCAAUUGAUAUCUUUAUACACUUGGUCCUUAUUUCUCUUCUAUUCAGUAGCCUCUCAUGUUCCCUUAUAAUGAAACAUCGGUCAACUUGACAUAGAAAAGUCAAUGAAGAAAAGAGGGAAAAAAAAAGAAACAGAAUGACCAAACUGAGGCUCGAUCUCAGGACCUUGUCGGUGUUAACGACACGUGAUAACCAACUACACCAUUCGGCCGUUUCGUUGUUGAAGGCAAAGGCCCUGAACCGCCUUUUUGGGCCGCAAAUACGGGGAUUUCCGCUUCUGGCUUAGCGUAGACAGUUUUUGAGUUUUCGAGACAAGCAGCUUUUUUUUU
Molecule: messenger RNA, 932 nt
Organism: Trichophyton rubrum CBS 118892
Lineage: Eukaryota; Fungi; Ascomycota; Eurotiomycetes; Onygenales; Arthrodermataceae
Exons: 3
Coding region: 117-521 (134 amino acids)
Source: RefSeq, a predicted model, not a curated record